AUGCAUCUAUAUAAUUUGACUCUGCAAGGACAGACAUGCAUAAAUCAAGCUAUUCAUGGAAACUUUACUGGGAAGCCAAAGUCACAAGAACUCUGUAUCGGCCGAGGAACGACGCUACAGUUGCUCUGUUGUGACCCUUCUACCGGAAAAUUGAAAGUCAUAUGUAGCCAGGAAGUUUUCGGUGUUAUAAGAUCUCUCUUGGCUUUCCGCCUCACCGGAGGUUCUAAAGAUUACAUUGCUGUUGGCUCUGACUCUGGAAGAAUAGUCAUAUUAGAAUAUGUUGUUGAACGAAAUGUCUUCGAGAGAGUUCAUCAGGAAACAUAUGGAAAAACCGGGUGCAGAAGAACUGUUCCAGGGCAUUAUCUUACAGCUGAUCCCAAGGGGCGUGCUAUCAUGAUUGGUGCGGUCGAGCGUCAAAAAUUAGUUUACAUUAUGAAUCGUGAUGCUGAAGCCCAUUUGACAAUAUCGUCACCUCUCGAAGCACACAAGCAGUUUACUCUUUGUUAUGGAAUGGUUGGUAUCGAUACUGGUUUCGAAAAUCCACUCUUUGCCUGCUUAGAAUAUGAUUAUGAGGAUUGUGAUAAUGAUCCGACUGGAGAAGCUAUCAAGAGAACUCAACAAACACUCACUUUCUAUGAAUUGGAUUUAGGAUUAAAUCAUGUUGUUCGUAAAUAUGCCGAGCCUCUGAACGAACCUGGAAAUAUGCUCAUAUCAGUUCCCGGUGGUAAUGAAGGUCCAUCUGGAGUUAUUGUUUGUUGCGAAGGUUCACUAGUCUACAAAAACUUGGGUGAUCAGCCUGACAUUCGUUGUCCUAUUCCAAGACGCCGCAAUGAUCUUGAUGAUCCUGAUAGAACUCUCAUGAUUAUCGCAGCAGCCACGCAUAAGACGAAGUCUAUUUUCUUUUUCCUCGUUCAAACUGAACAGGGAGAUCUAUUCAAAGUCACACUCGAGACUGAUGAUGAUCUCGUAACAGAGAUGAAAGUAAAAUACUUCGAUACUGUUCCUCCUGCAAGUGCUAUGUGCAUCUUGAAAACUGGUUUCCUCUUUGUUGCAAGUGAAUAUGGAAAUCAUCAUUUAUACCAGAUUGCUAAUCUUGGUGAAGAUGAUGAUGAAGCUGAGUUUUCAUCAAAACUGCAGCUCGACGAAGGAGAGACUUUCUUUUAUGGUGUUCGAGAACUAAGAAGUUUGGUACUCGUUGACAAGAUGGAGAGUUUGGCACCGUUGCUAGGAGCUCACGUAGGAGACUUGGCAAAAGAAGAUGCACCUCAAAUAUAUGGUCUCUCUGGUCGAGGUCCACGCUCUAACCUGAAAGUAUUGAGAAAUGGUCUGGAAGUAACUGAAAUGGCCGUUUCGGAACUUCCUGGUAAUCCGAAUGCAGUAUGGACUGUCAAGAAAAACGUCGAUGAUAAUCAUGACUCUUAUAUCGUUGUAUCUUUCGUUAACGCUACUCUUGUAUUGACCAUCGGAGAAACUGUCGAAGAAGCUAAUGAUUCUGGUUUCCUCGAUCGUGCUCCAACUUUGGGUUGCGGACUGAUCGGAGACGAUGCCCUUCUCCAGAUUUAUGCUGAAGGUAUUAGACAUAUUCGUUCUGAUAAGCGUGUAAACGAGUGGAAAGUUCCUAGUCGUCGUCAGAUUGUAAAAUGCGCGAUGAACAGAAGACAAGUUGCUAUUGCCUUAACUGGUGGAGGACAAAGUGAAAUCGUUUACUUCGAACUUGACAUUACUGGACAACUGAAUGAAUUCACUGAGCGCAAGGUGCUCAGAGAUGUCGAUGUUCUAUGCAUGAGUCUGUCUGAAAUACCAGAGGGAGAAAUACGUUCUCGCUUUUUGGCUAUUGGUACAAGUGACGCUUCAGUAAAAGUCAUUUCUUUAGAUCCUAACGAUACUCUCUCUUUCUUAAGUGUUCAAGCUCUUCCAUACUUACCAGAAUCUCUUUUACUUCUUGAAACUAGAGCGGAUGACUUCAAAGGAACAUCAACUAUUCUUUUGAAUAUUGGCUUACAAAAUGGUUGUUUAUUGCGCACCACUGUUGAUAAUGUCACUGGAGAUAUGCUCGACACCAGAACUAGAUAUCUUGGUACUAGACCAGUAAAGUUAUUCCGAGUACGCAGUCAAAAUAAGGAUGCUGUUUUGUGCACAUCAUCUCGAUCGUGGCUAUUGUAUCAUUACCAAAACCGUUUCCAUCUCACCCCGUUAAGUUAUACCACCCUAGAGUUCGCUGCUAGUUUCAAUUCUGAACAGUGUAGCGAAGGAAUCGUAGCUAUAGCAGAGAAGACGUUGAGAAUUAUGGCUAUUGAAAAAUUGGGAGUUGCUUUCAAUCAGUCGGAGUUCCAGCUACAACACACCCCAAGAAAAAUGAUUAUUCAUCCUCAGGCCGGAAGUUUAAUGAUCAUUGAGUCGGAUUAUGCCUCAUAUACUGAGUCAACUAAACACAAAAAGAAGGAAGAAAUGGCUGAGGAUAUCGAACGUUUGGCAAGUGAUGCAGAAGAGAAAGAAUUAGCCAAAGAAAUUGCCAACUCUCUAAGAGAUAAUAAGUUGGAUGAAAGUGUUUAUGGUGCACCAAAAGCUGGACCUGGGAAAUGGGCUUCGUGUGUUCGAUUAGUUCAUCCUAAAACUGGAGAUGUACUAUCGUACUUUGAACUUCCUCAGGAUGAAGCUGCUAAGUGUAUCGCAAUCGUACAGUUCAAAAAUCAUCCGGAAUCGUUGUUGGCUCUUGUAGGAUGUGGUGUUGGUCAACGCUUAGGACCUAUCCCAACACAUCGUAAAGGAUGCAUAUACACCUUCUUGUUAUCUAGUGCUGGAGAAAAGUUCGAUUUACUUCACAAAACUGAAGUUCCUAUGCCUGUAACUGCGAUCCAUGAUUUCCGUGGAGCAGCUCUUGUCGGAUUCGGAUGUCAUCUCAGAAUGUAUGACUUUGGACAGAAGAAAUUGCUGGCCAAGUGUGAAAACAAGGUGCGUGUUCGAAUGUUUUUCUUUAUCACCCCAUAA
Molecule: messenger RNA, 2988 nt
Organism: Auanema sp. JU1783
Lineage: Eukaryota; Metazoa; Nematoda; Chromadorea; Rhabditida; Rhabditidae
Source: the annotation of a GenBank genome assembly